Molecule: messenger RNA, 1281 nt
Organism: Salmo salar (Atlantic salmon)
Lineage: Eukaryota; Metazoa; Chordata; Actinopteri; Salmoniformes; Salmonidae
Product: eukaryotic translation initiation factor 6
Biological process (GO): cytosolic ribosome assembly
Molecular function (GO): ribosome binding
Source: RefSeq, a predicted model, not a curated record
CAGAGUUUCCAGUUGUCUUGAACUUACUGAAGUCGGGAGAUUUCCGAGUUCCCAGUCGUUCUGAAUACGGCAUUGAAGGGCCAAACACAUGGCUUGCGUCGGGUGUUGGGGGUUUACGUCAUGACGUUGACGAGGAAGUGAACACGUGUGAGGAAAAAUAAGAAGUCUACAAACCUUGAGAAAGUUCUUCCUCAACUGUGAACUUCAACAUGGCUGUCAGGGCAUCUUUCGAGAAGAACCCCGAAAUAGGCUGCUUCGCCAAAUUAACAAACACAUAUUGCCUAGUUGCAAUUGGUGGGUCAGAGAACUUCUAUAGUGUCUUUGAAGGCGAGUUGUCAGAAACCAUCCCAGUUGUACAUGCCUCAAUAGCAGGAUGUCGGAUAAUUGGAAGAAUGUGUGUGGGGAAUCGUCAUGGACUCCUGGUGCCCAACAACACUACUGACCAGGAGCUGCAGCACAUUAGGAAUUGUCUUCCAGGCACGGUGAAGAUCCAGAGGGUCGAGGAGCGGCUCUCAGCACUGGGGAAUGUCAUAGCCUGUAAUGACUAUGUGGCCCUGGUGCAUCCUGAUCUGGACAGGGAGACCGAGGAGAUCCUGGCGGACAGUCUGAAGGUGGAGGUGUUCCGUCAGACAGUAGCAGAGCAAGUUCUAGUGGGGAGCUACUGUGCCUUCAGCAAUCAGGGGGGACUGGUACACCCCAAAACCUCCAUAGAAGACCAGGAUGAGCUCUCCUCCCUACUCCAAGUGCCUCUGGUGGCUGGAACAGUGAACCGUGGUAGCGAGGUCAUCGCCGCAGGGAUGGUGGUAAAUGACUGGUGUGCCUUCACUGGGCUGGACACCACCAGCACAGAGCUGUCCGUCAUCGAGAGUGUGUUCAGACUGAGCGAGGCGCAGCCCAGUGCCAUUGCUACCACGAUGAGAGACUCUCUAAUUGACAGCCUCACAUAAGAUGCCAUUCCGCCUUGAAUGAAAGGUUCGAGUCAUCCCUGAAAAUCUGUUGCAGAACACUUGCUGUCAUUUGAUAUGGUUAACACCUUCCACGUUUAGCAUUGGAAAUUUGUAUAGUAUGUCAAUGCUAGACUUCAUAAUUUCUUAGAGAUGCUCCGGUACUAGGAAAUUAUUUCUUAAACCUCCUGCUUUGGGCUGGAUGUGUCAAUGUGUAGAUCAUGCAUAAUAUAUGACAAUAAUUACUUUCUUACCUCAAUUAGCCAUGUCAUCCGUAGUUUGAAAGCGACUCUUCUUGAAGGUGUGCUGCGCCAUUUUCCUUACAUUUUCCCCCAUA